GGAUGUUUUCCCAACAUGUCAUGGCCAUAGCCUUAGGCUUAGCAUAUAUGUCAAUUGCUAACCUAGUUAGCAUUUUUGGAAUAAAACCUUUCUUUAUCCAAGAAAUUGUUUAAAAAAUCCAUGAUAAUGACUGAUAAAAAGCAAAAUUGAUUUAAAUAAAUCUUAAUCGUAGUUUUAUUUCUUAGCUCAAAAUUACACAGCACAGCUAACCAACUCCAACGCCAGUAACUGUAACGGCAACACUAACACACGUCACGGCAAGGUAAACUAAUAAAACUAAUUUAGAGAAUUUAGUAGUCUAACGUCUAAUGUAAAUAACAGUAUAUUAUAAUUAUAAGUAUUUUAACUCAUUUGUGAUGUAGCCUUAAUAUUUCAAGGCUGUCAUUGCAUAUUUUGGGGAACACUUAGAGUCUUAAACUUAAAGAAAAUUGAUAUUAAUUUAAAUGUUAUACCCCACUUGAACUUCAAGUUGGAGAUCACACACACUGUACUAUGUUGCACAGAUAAUGAUCCCACAUGAAUUACACCUCACACAAAAUCAAAAGACAAAGGAAUUCCUCAUGGAAUUUACAGUAAAAAAUAAUAAUUGUUUAUCUUCUGUGGUAAAACAUAAUGCAUACAUAUUUACAUUAUGAUACAUUCUUUUGACCCCAUAAGAUGUGUUUUAAAUAAAAAAAUGUUAUGUAAAUAUGAAAGAAAGAUUUGUGAAUUCUAUAAUAAUUUCUAAAAUUCCGGGCAGCCUGAAUUGGCAAUUACUUAGAAAAUCGAUGUGUGGAACACUAUGUGUGACAGUGUGAGGAUUAACUUGUGUUUGUUGAUCUUAAAAGGGACAAAACAUCACAUAAUCUAUGUAAUUGUAAUAAAGGAAUAGAUUAAUAAGACACAAAAAACCAACAUUUUAGCUAUUUAAAAUUUGACAUAGCUGCAAUAUUUUUUUUCCUAUUUGGUUUUUAAAUUUUAAUUCAAGCCACUUCCAUUGCCUUUACUGUUCUUCUGAACUUUGUUUUUGUUGGGGACUUGUGCCCAUUCCUAUCCUUUUCUUUCACUUUUAGGGAGGAUACCUAUAUACAGUAAAUAUAUAUAUUAUGUAAAUUUAAACUUAUAUAAUUUUUUGUUGUUGUUUGUUGUACCAAUGAAGGCAUUAGCCAAAACGUUUACAUUUUUAUUCUGUAUAAGUAUAAUCAUUAUUAAAGAUUAACCUAUAUUGCUUUGUUUGCACAUUGUUUUUGUCUUAUUAAUCUGCUUGAAAGCCUUAACACACUGCAACUUUCUUAUAAUUAGUUAAUCAAAUGAAUGAGAGGUCAAUGUCAUGAAUAAUAAAUAGACCUAGUUUUUAAAUAUACUCUAGCUAGCCUAAAUUUUAGUGUGUUCUUCUAGCUUUAGUUAAAAAAAUAAAUAAUCGGCCUAAUUUAUUUCAACUUGUUUGAAAUAUAUGCUCAAAAAGGGCAUAUUAUAAAAAAAUAAUUUAAUAUCCAUUAGAUAUAGAAAUGGAAGAGGAAAGUGGAGAAGCUUUUUCACACUACACACCACAACAUCCAUUGCCAGAAGAAAUUAAGAAACUCACCAGAGAUAAAACAGUAAGUUAUUUCAUUGUUGAGUGCUUCCAUGUGCAAUUUAGCCCACCAUUUCUUUUGAUGAAAUGUUUCACUAACAUAUAUAUUCUACUCCUAAAUCAAAGCAAGCUAUCUUAAUACUAAAAAAAACUUAUAAGGAAAUGAAUUCUCAAAAUGCUAAGAGUCAGGGCCUGUAAAAUACAAUUUAAGAAUUACAGUAUUAUAUUUUCUUAGAUUAAAAAAAUAGAAGCAUAACAUGUUGAACUAUUUAUAAAUUUAUUAUGAGAGCAAAUUAUGGAAAUGUAAAAUUCUGUUCCAUCCUUAAAUUUCCUGCAGGUUUGUAAAUAUUGUGGUGUGAGUUACCUGAUACACAAUGAAAUAAAAGCUUUAGAAGAAAAACUGAAAGUGGCAGAGAAAGAGUUAUUUAAUCUACGGGGGCUGGAAAAGAGGGAAGCAUUAUUAAACCAGGAGAUCGUUAUGAUGAAACAGCAGCUGGAGGAGGCACAUAUGACUGUUGAUGCAAACACUAAACUGUAUGUAUUGUAAACAUUACAUAUUUUAAUAAUUAUAACAACACUAGAAAUACAGUGCAAGAAAAAUGACGACAGCAAUGCUUGAAAUUCCCAUCUACUAAAGUUAGCGGACAUUCAUAAAUGACGCAAAUCAUGAUGCAAAAUUUUAAUACCCCCAAUCAUAAAAAUUGUUUCACAAAAGUGAUAAAAUAUCACUGCCCUAAAAUAUAAUGUCACAAACCUCUGCACCCCCUCUCCCUAUAAAAAUCCCUCUUUCCUCUACUGUCCUUUACAAACCCUUAAAAAAAAUCAUAUUCCAUGGAUAUGGAAUUACUUCAAAAACAUUAACCAAGAAAAUUGGUUCCUAAGCAGUGGUGAAAGCAUCCCCUGUGGUGCAGAAAACCCAGAAACUAAGUUGCAUUAGCUGCCUUUGCUAGUUGUUCGUGCCUUUAAAAAUAUAAUAAGUUUUUUUGUAUUUCGAUUAGCAGCAGAAUUUAAAUUUUUAUUCUGGUGAAUUUUAUUUGCACAUUAUGUAGCUAAAGGAUAAGAAUCUAUGUCCUAGAACAUUCAUUCUAUCAGUAGUUUAAAAAUAAAAUAAUUAUAAUUUUUGUAUAAUACUAUAAUGUUAAUGAUGUUUGUAAUUUAGUGUUAUUAAGUGAAUUUUUUUCAGCAAUGCUCUGCUUUUAUUUGGCCAUCACAUUGCUUUAACGCACCUCACCCUCAUCACACAUUGUCACAAAUAUGUCAUCCCCCCCCCAACCCCCUAGAUGCAUGAGGUGAUUUAUGGAUGGCCCCUUACUUGACUAAAUGUGCAUUCUAAGUAAAGUAGGCCUACUUUAUAAGAAUCCCAAUUAUGGCUAACUUAAGGGAAUUUUAUUUUUUUCAACUAUUGAACACAACAUUACAACCAUAAAUACAUAGCUAGAGCAUUAUUAUUUGUGAUGAGAAUUAUUAUUUGUGAUACAAUUAAAAAAAUAACAACCAUUGCUUGUUUUUUGUGUACAAAUGCUUAGGUCUCAAAGGUGUCUUACAAAUAAUAAACUCAGAUAAAUAAAUAAGUAAAUAUGAAAAAUAGUAAAAUGUAUGGUUUAUGUGGAGAAAAGACUGACAUACAGUUUUGGCAUAUCCCUUAGGCACAAUAGGCUAUAGUAUCAAUCAACUUCAUUGUUUUUCAUCAAAAAAUUUUUUUCAACAUUUUUUAAUUUGCAUCCAAUGAACUUGUAAUCUUGAUUAAAAUAUAUGAAAACAAAAUACUAAGCUUUGCUUUCACUUUCUAAUUUCUUAUUGAUUUUAGUGCUAGUAUAUGUUUCUUUAUGUUCAUAUCUUCGACCUUUUCUGUUUGCUUUAGAAUGUUGUUCAGGCUUUCACACACUCUAUGUUUCUAUGUCAACUUAGGCUUUGUUUGAUUUUGUUAUUAUCUUAUUUUUAAAGCCUAAAUAAUUUAAUGAUCACAUCAUACGACUUGUUUCAACAGGAUAUCUACUCUGAACAGAGAAAUUAAUGAGGUCAGAGAGAAAAAUAAAGCAUUAGAUGAGGCGCUUCAAUUAUACAGGUUCUAUAAUGUUAAAAAUAAUACAUUUUCCGCCUAUACUUCAAUAUUGUUCAUUUUGAGAGGACAAUAUUUUUGUCUUGAUUUAAGCAUUCUGAUUAUUUUAUUAAAAAGUCUUUUCUUUUACAUCUUUAUCUCUUCCAUAUUAUUUGCAAUCAUGUCAUCUAUAGAAUAUUAUAUUUCCUAAUUUACUCAGAUCAUAGUUUUUUAAAGAACUAAAUUAUUUGUUCCUUUUGUUGUCCAAAGAAACAAACAAAUAGCUAACCUACGCCAAUUGAGCAAGUUAAAACAGUCAGCCAAACAAUGGAAAGAUAAUCUCAAAGCGAUAAAAGAAAACUUCACCAGCAACCAGUCAGGAAUUCUUGAAUGCAUGGCAACUGCCUUACAAAAUAUUAGACUGAUACCAGAGUGCUCAGCAAAAGGUAAUAAGAAACCUGCCUUAGACUGAUACCAGAGUGCUCAGCAAAAGGUAAUCAGAAACCUGCCUUAGACUGAUACCAGAGUGCUCAGCAAAAGGUAAUAAGAAACCUGCCUUAGACUGAUACCAGAGUGCUCAGCAAAAGGUAAUAAGAAACCUGCCUUAGACUGAUACCAGAGUGCUCAGCAAAAGGUAAUAAGAAACCUGCCUAAGACUGAUACCAGAAUGCUCUGCAAAAGGUAAUAAGAAACCUGCCUUAGACUGAUACCAGAGUGCUCAGCAAAAGGUAAUAAGAAGCCUGCCUUAGACUGAUACCAGAGUGCCCAGCUAAAGGUAAUAAGAAACCUGCAACAACUUUUGACUAAAAGUUUUGAAGGGGAGUUGUGUUAAAAUAAAGUCUAAGUCUGUUACUGGUGAAAAUAAAGUCUAAGUCUGUUACUGGUUAAAAUAAAGCCUAAGUGCAAAAAAAAUGAGAGCAGACUGAGAACAAAUCAUGUUUGAAAAUCAUAAAACAAAAUAAAACAAAUCCACAAGUAUACUUUAUUUGUCAGUUAAAGUUUGUGGGUGCUAACUUAUGAAUCAGGCCCACCAGGAGUUUCAACCAAUAAUUUUUUUGGAUUAUUAUUUCUCUCACGGAGGGGUGAGUUAGUGUACUUUCCCACCAAGAGUUGUGGUAGUUGGCUAUUGUACUCAGGGAUAUGGUAGUACACUUUCCUACCAAGGGCUGAGGUAUUUUCCCCGACAUCUCCAUUGCUAGAUUAUAAAUAAACUAUCUCUGAUAUCAGGCAUUUUGCUGAAGGUCAAUGAGUCAAUGAUUUAUUUAUUUGUUUAACCAAUGAGACAUCACCACAUAAAUCCAUUAUUUAACACAUUUGGCAUUAGCUAAUGUGAGUUUAAGUAAGAGGGCAGAGUUAAAUAAUUUGGAACAUGCAUAAAUAAAUAUAAUUUUCUACACAAGAACAAAAAUAGGAACAACAAAUAAAUUGUGUAAGUUGCUAAAAGUCAUCACUUCAGACAAAAAAUAAAUCAAUAAUUAAUUUAGCUGCUUCUGUUAUUCCCCCUCCCCCAACAGAAGUCUCUGGUCUAGAAUCUAAAGUUCAAUGCCUUGAGAUGGAACAGUUGGUUGUCACUCAAUCUAACAAAGCCAUGACCGAGACUUUAAAGAUAAAGGAUUCUGAGAUAAAGAAAAAGAAUGAGGAAUUACAAGAAAAAGAUUUUGCAUUGAAUGAACAGAGGUUAGAGUUUUCAAAGUUGGAAGCCAGCAUGCAUGAGGCAUCUGAAAAACUAAUUUCAUUAAAAAAUGCAGAGAUCACUCUGAAUGGUAAGAUCUUAAAAAAAAAAAAAAAAAUUAUACCAAUAAAGAAAAAAACCUUUUUGUUAGUAACAGAACAUGGUUAAAGAAAAUCAUGUCACAGGCAUAACUUAACAGAGGUUAGAGUUUUCAAAGUUGGAAGACAGCAUGCAUGAGGCAUCUGAAAAAAUAAUUUCAUUAAAAAAUGCAGAGAUCACUCUGAAUGGUAAGAUCUUAAAAAAAAAAAAAAAUUAUACCAAUAAAGAAAAAAACCUUUUUGUUAGUAACAGAACAUGGUUAAAGAAAAUCAUGUCACAGGCAUAACUUGUCAGAAUUUUAAUUUAUUUAAAAAAAAAUAUUUUUAAAAGUUAAAUAUAGUUUAUGUUUAACAAAUAAGAGUAUGUAGAAAGUAGAAAGAUCUCUCCAUUGUCAACUUUCAUAUUUCAAAAAUCAUUUUGUUCAUAUGUCAUAGAAUGUCAAAAUCAAGUUAGGAUAAUGACAGUGGAACUUGAUCAAUACAAACUACAUCUCAAGUAAGUAUGGCAUUAGGGCCAAGUAAGUAUGGCAUUAGGGCCAAGUAAGUAUGGCCUUAGGGCCAAGUAAGUAUGCCAUUAGGGCCAGACAAUGGACUUGUAGAUCACAGGUUGAUGAUAUUUUUGCUUUAAUGAUAUUUUAGAAAUAAUAUGCAUUUUCUGACUGAUUUAACUACUUAACAAAAUACAAUUUAAGUUGCAUAGCUCAUUUCCCAUUUCAUCUGAUGUAGAAAAAAUUUUGUUUAACUAUCACAACUUCUUUCAGGUCUUUUCAUGAUAGCACUUUCAUAAGGAAUUUCUCCAUUAGUCUUUAAAUUUUCAAAACAUGCAGUAGCUUUUUUUCAUCCCAGUUGUUUAUGGAGGGGUUGGCAUAUUCAGACCCAACCACACCCCCUCUCUUUAUGUGUUACAGACCCAACCACACCCUCUCUCUUCAUGUGUUACAGACCCAACCACACCCUCUCUCUUCAUGUGUUACAGACCCAACCACACCCCUUCAUGUGUGACAGACCCAACCACACCCCUUCAUGUGUUACAGACCCAACCACACCCCUUCAUGUGUGACAGACCCAACCACAGCCCCCUCAUAUAUGACAGACCCAACCACACCCCUUCAAAUGUUACAGACCCCACCACACCCCUUCAUGUGUUACAGACCCAACCACACCCCUUCAUGUGUGACAGACCCAGUCACAGCCCCUUCAUGUGUUACAGACCCAGUCACAGCCCCUUCAUGAGUUACAGACCCAGUCACACCCCCUUCAUGAGUUACAGACCCAGUCACACCCCCCUCAUGUUUUUGUAAUACACUCUACAGAACAAAAACAUCAGAAAUAAAUGACUUGUCCAAUAAACAGAAACAGCAGGAGCUGGCUAUACAGAAGUAAGUCAAGGAAAUUUGAUUUGAAAGAUCUUUGAUUACUUGUAUUGGUAUAAUUGAUAGGUUUUGACAUAUUAAGUUAGCUGACAGGGGAUUUUAGUUGAAAUGCUCUUUACUUUGCUUGACAUCAUUUAAAUUUGUGUCAACCCUAUUUGUUUAAAAAGACAGCAUGGAAGAUAAAUCAUAUUCAAUGUGCUUUUGAGAUCCAUUAAUAAAAUUAUCCUAAUUGACUUAAUGUUGAUGAGCUAAAUUAUUGUCAAGGCUAAAUCAAGAAAUAAAAAACAAAGAAAAUGAUUUGGGGACAUAUCUGAAGCAAGUAAAAACAUUAGAGAACCAGUGUCGAGAGUACCAGAGGAAGGAAAUGGAGAGUGCUCAGUCCAAUAAACUCAAUGCAAGUAAGUUACUUAAAAUUUUAAAAACUAUUUGUUCUUAAAUACAAUGCUUGAGAAAAAAAGUCUUUAUUUGUUUUGUUAAAUAGAGUAAAAGAGAACCAAAAAAACCCCACUAUUUUUUAAAUAACAUAAAGAAAUAAAAAUUUGUUUGGAACAAUUUUAUUAUGGACAAAGCCAUUAUGGCUAGAACUGGAAAUACAAGGCCUGGGAUUUGAAACAGUAAUUUCCAAGACUACGGGGGUACAUACUAGUUCAAUAGUUGGGGUACUUACACCUUGAUAGGCCUAUAUUCCUAAAUGUAUGCCUAUAAUAUUUUAUGAAAUAAGGUUGGGGAGGUGCAGAGAAUUUUAUUUUUAUAUGGGACUCAGUAAAAUAAAUUUUGGAAAUCAUUUGUUCCCAUGGUAGAAUUACAAGACAACUGUUUGAGUGUCAUUAAGACUGUCUGAGUGUCAUUAAGACUGUUUGAGUGUCAUUAAGACUUUUUAAGUGUCAUUGAUCAAUGUUACAAUUUUUCAGAUGAGGUUCACGAGCUAAAGGAAGAACUGCAGAGGGUGAAGGGAGAUGUGGCUGCAUUGAAAUCUGAAAGGUAGACAAUAUUGUUAGUUCUGUCCAAGAAACAGAUUCAGAAUUUAUUUUAUUAUUGAGAAACCCUUUUUAACUAAACUAACUUAUUUUGGAAUUCAUGGCAAAACAUUAUAUUUAUAUGUAAUGUUUAAAGAAAUAUAUAAAGCAGUUCAAAGAAGAAUUAACAUUUGAUUGCUUUGAUCACAGGCGGAAAGAGUUAAUAAACAGUCACGUCUGCUUCUUCUUCUUCUCUUCUUAUAUUUGAGGUGCCCACGAUCAAUUUGAUGAUCAUUCUGGCUCCUGGUUUAAAUUCAGAGUUUUCCUUCUCUUAGAUGGGUUGCCGUCCAAGGCUGACGAGUCCCUUCCACCCGGGGUGCUAGGGAUGUUGGCUUUGGCGGGGAUUGAACUCCGGACUGUUUGGUUUGAGACAGUUUAGACCGCUCGGCCACCCAGCACCCUAUCAUAUUGUUAUCAUAUUUUGUACCUUUUCACUGUUACUUAUAAUUCAAGAAAAUUAAAAAAACUCAUGGAUUGUUUGUCUCCCUAAAACAGGGAAAUGAUGAUUGAAGCUCACCAAAACAGGAUUGAGGACUUGAGAGAAAGCUUCAAAAACAAAAUGGCUGAAGCUGAAAACUGGCCACAAAAAGUGACUAUUUGAUCAAUGACCUGAAUAUAUUUAUAUAUUUAGCCAUAAUGUCAUUCUUUCCAUCACUAGUUAAACUUAAUAAACUUUAAGAAAGAAAAGCUGCUUUUUAAAAUAUUUUUUUGCAAAAUGGCUUCACAGCAUAUAGAAUUAAAUUGAUAUCUUAUCUGAAGUAAUUAAUUAAGAGAGGCAAUAUAUUUAUCCAUAUUUUUGUUUCCAUUUAAAUCCAGUUACUCGAUGUCACAUUCUGAUUGGUUAAACAUAAUUUAGUAACUGAUUUUAAGUAUUUUUAUUGUUCACUGACUACAGUUUGGAUUAGUGAGUUUAUUUAGUUAUAUAUGUUAUUUAGUAACAUGUUUCAUAAUUUGUACAUCCCUUUUCCCAGCUCCAUGAUGCAGUUGCUGCAGAGAGAGGACGCCAUCUUGCUGAGAUGAAAACUUUAGAAGAAAAUCUCAAACAUCAGUUUGUUAUGGUGAAUAUUUUCAAUGCAAUUCUAUCUAAACAAAUGAAAAGGAGAUAACAAUCACAAGUUCUAUUAUUGAAAACAAAUUACAUUUUUCAGGUCAAGAACUUGUUUUCCAAAAUGUUAUUAGUUAACCAAGCAGAAAGAAAAUAAAAGAAGAAACAAAUUAAUUAAUGCAUUAGGAAUGAACAAAAAGUAUGUCUUCUAAUUUUACCUUACAACUUCAAAUAUUAUUACAACUUCAAUUAUUAUUACAAUUUUAAUUAUAUUACAACUUCAAUUAUUAUUAUUAAAAAAAACUUCAAUUAUUAUUACAACUCCAUAAUAAACACAUUUUCUGUUGUUUCGGGUGAAGAAAUAUUUCAAAACGGUUAAUAAAAUGGAUAAUAAAAAAAAAUAUUAUAAAUAACCGCCAGGGUUUGAUAUGACCUUGACCUUGUAAAGCUAUUGAUAAUUUAUAACUCUAGAAUAAAAAAAGACACCAAAGACCAUUCAUUUAUGAAAUUCAUUAAGAAAUUAUUUGUAUUCACACAGGAGCUGCAGAUAGAAAAGGACAAAUAUGGUGAGCUGAUGAAAAAGUUUCAAGACCAGGAAAAGGAGAAAACCAAUUCAGUAUGUUUGUAAUUAAAGCUUACUUAUUUCUAAAACGACAAUGUUGUUAAACCUGAUCAUACUUGAGAUACUCACAGAGCCUCAUGACUGGUUAUGCAUUAUUUUUUUUGACAUAGUCUUAUCACAUAAAGUUGCCAAGUUUUUCUUGUAAGCCAUACAAAUUAUUUUCUUGUUUUAAUGGAUUAUAAAUUUAUUUAUUUUAGCUCCUUAAUUUGGUUUUGUAAUAUUUCCCUAUAUAUCUAUAUUGAUCUAUAUAUCUAAAUUUACCUACAUAUUUAUAUUUUGUGGUGGAAAUCUUCCACCAAGGUUUUGGAACUUUUUGAAAAAUCUUCUGUUUAAUAAAAACAAUCUGGGAAUCUUCACAGAUAUUUUAGCCUACCUAGCAGUUGGUAGGUGCUAAUUGAACCAUAUAUAUAUUUGUCAAAGUCAAAAGAUGACAUACAAAACUUGUGAGCUGGAGUUUAAUUUCGAGGGAUACAUAAACAAACAACAUGACUCCAGUGCACUGAGUGGAUGGGACUCACCAACCUUGGAUGGUGGCUUACAAUAGAGAAGGAAACUCUGAUUGCAAAUUGUUGCCACCUUAAAUAAAUUUUAGCCAACUCCUGUGACAGCCCUGGGGCAAAGCUGUAUCAUCCACUUGAUGUUCCCUUGGGUUUACCAGCAGGGUGGAGAAAGGGAAUAUGCUGACUGAGAACCAAUUUAUCCUCCUUAAAAAAAAUCUCAGGACUUGUGAUUCAGCAACCUCCACCCCCCCCCCCCCCCCACACACAAACAAAUAAGAAAUAUAAUAAAAUCUAAUGAUAUUCUGUUUAAAAGUUCUUGCACAUUUAUUUUUUAACAGAAAGAAAACCAGAGGGCGCUUCUUGAACAAAAGUACAAAGAAGAUAUUGAAGACUUACAUCGACAAGUUACAGAAUGCAAGAGGAGGGGGCAGGAGAGGGAGGAGGAACUAAACAAGGAGAUCGCUAGUCUCAAGAAAAUUAUUAAAGAUUUACAAGACCGCUCAGGUAAUUUGGGACACUAUUUUUCAGAGAUUUGUAUUUGUUUAAUGGGGAAACUUGAAAUUUAACAUUUCUUUUCUUUAAAAAAAAAAUACUUGUAGUAUAGCCAUGUUAUGCCUUUAAAAAAUUACAAACAUAAUUCUUGAUAACGGUACCCACAUUUAAAAAAGUUUAAACCAUUAUAUUAAAAUAGUAAAUAAAAAUAUGUGUAAAUGGAAGAGUCUAGCAUUUAAAGGUUACUGCUAUCUAAGUCCCCUUGAAUAGAGCCCACUUUUGGUGUUAAAAAUAUUCCUGCUAUCUUACGCCCCUUGAAUAGCAAAACUGGAUGGCUCUGAUUCAGGGAAGAUAACUGACUUACAAAACCAACUGGCCAAAAUUCAUCAACAACUGAUAGAUGCACAAAGUUCUGUCACACUGCUGGAAAAUAGAUUGAAGGAAGCCAAAGAUGAGGUCUGGAAAGAAAUUUAAUUUGUUAUAUUCAUUAUUUGUAGUGUUACAUACAACCAGAAUCAUAAGAUUUUAUUGGUUUAUUCUGAAGAUUACAUUUAUUUUUACCCUGCAGAUUUUAUUUACAAUUUUUUUUUGGCAGAUUUAUAUUGUGGCAUCAUUUUUCAUAUGUUUCGUUUUUAUAUCUUGCUUGCCAUUGACACCAUGCCACUUAACGUCCCAAUCAUUUCCACAUUUCACUCCUAGGGACAUCGCACAUUCCACCAUGAUAAAUAACAAAGUAUGUAAAUUUAUGGCCGUGUGUCUUAACACUGUCACUGACCGCAUCACCAAAAAUUGAAAAAAAAACAAAAAAACUCUUUUUUCCAUUUCAUAUUUCUAUGUAAAUAUAAAAUAUAUUUUUAAAAAAUGUGUUUAAUGAUAAAUGUAAAGUUAAAAGUAAAUAUAAGAUUAAACUUAAACGCUACGUUAGCGCAAAAGGGCGGCAGCGGAAGUCGAUGAGAGAAGUUUGAGAUUUUCGCCGCCACCCCCUUUUGUUACUAAAAUAAAUGUUAAAAAAAAAAAAAAUCUAAAUUGUGUCUAUUUGUAUGACAUUUUUUAAAAUUUCAAAAUAUGAAUUUGGCCUGUGUGUGUAUGUGUGUUUGUAUGUGUAUUUGUAUGUGUUGAAAUUUUGGUGCAUUCAAAUUCUGUUUAAUUUUAUUAGAUUAAUAUAUUUGACCAGACUUGGCCAGUUAAUAGAUCUGAGCUAUCAAAAAAAAAAAAAGGAAAAAUUUGUUAAAAUGCGCUUAAUUAAAGAGAUUGAAAAGAAUGAUAAAGAUUUCACGUCACUUGAAAUAAAAUAUUUGACCAAUGGAAAUAGGUUAAAUUGAAUAUUAAUCCAGGUUUCAAAAGUAAAAUUUAACAGAAUUUUCGCACUAAUACAUGUCAGUGUCUCACAAAUACACGUCAGGUGUCUCACUAAUACAUGUCAGGUGUCUCACUAAUACAUGUCAGGUGUCUCACUAAUACAUGGCAUGUUGUCUCACUAAUACAUGUCAGGUGUCUCACUAAUACAUGUCAGGUGUCUCACUAAUACAUGGCAUGUUGUCUCUCUAAUACAUGUCAGGUGUCUCACUAAUACAUGUCAGGUGUCUCACUAAUACAUGGCAUGUUGUCUCUCUAAUACAUGUCAGAUGUCUCACUAAUACAUGUCAGGUGUCUCACUAAUACAUGUCAGGUGUCUACUCACUAAUACAUGUCAGGUGUCUCACUAAUACAUGUCAGGUGUCUCACUAAUACAUGGCAUGUUGUCUCUCUAAUACAUACCAGAUGUCUCACUAAUACAUGUCAGGUGUCUCUCUAAUACAUGUCAGGUGUCUCACUAAUACAUGUCAGGUAUCUCACUAAUACAUGUCAGGUGUUUCACUAAUACAUAUCAGUUGUCUAACUAAAACAGGUCAGUUGUCUCACUAAUACAUGUCAGGUGUCUCUCUCUCAUGGUGACUUUCAUCUCAUUCUAUUUGUGACCAGGCUCAGUUUCUUCAAGGAAUUGUAAGGAAAGAAUGUGAGGAAAGGUUUGAACUUACCGAGGCUUUAAGUGAAGCCAGAAAGGAACUGCUGCAGCUUAAGAAACCCCCAGGUAGGUCAUGGUGUGUGAACUGAUGGAGGUAAAAGACAACCCCAGGUAGGUCAUGGUGUGUGAACUUCUGCAGGUCAAAGACACCCCCAGGUAGGUCAUGGUGUGUGAACUUCUGCAGGUUUAAGACACCCCCAGGUAGUUCAUUGCAUUUGAACUUCUGCAGGUAAAAGACACCCCAGGUAGGUCAUAGUGUGUGAACGUCUGCUUGCAAAAGACACCACCAGGUAGGUCUUGGUGUGAGAAAGGUGAAAAGGGUAAUAAUUCAUGAACUGCUGUUUGCUAAUUAUACCGCCCUAACAUCUGACACAAAUGAAGGUCUCCAGUGCUAGUUGAUUGUCUUUCACACGCUUGUCAACUGCAGAAAACACAUUUGUGUCAUGACGCAAUAAGCACCGUCCCCUCCAAUAUCUAUUGAGGGCCAUAAUCUGUCGGUUGUUGAGCAUUUCACAUACCUUGGAUCCAACAUUUCUAGUUCUCUCUCCGUUGAUGAAGGAAUAAACAUAAAGAACACAAAAGCAGCAGCAACUAUGGCUAAACUGAAUAAGCAGGUGUGGAACAAUCUCAAUCUAACUGAUAAAACAAAACUAAGUGUCUAUCAGGCAUGUGUGCUUAGUAUGCUCCUAUAUGGCAGUGAAGUGUGGACGACAUAGACCAGUCAGGAGUGGAAACUGAACAGAUUGCGUCGCAUUUUGCACUUUGGUGCCUAACUCAGAGGUUUCGGAACGUGCAAACAUGAUUAGCAUAUUCUUCGCUCUUAGCAAGAGGCGCGUUCACUGGUUAGGUCAUGUAAGGAGAAUGGAGAAGGGCUGUAUCCCAAAGAAGCGGCUGUAUGGAGAGUUGGCAGGAGGGACAAGACUUAUUGGACGGCCAGGCCUGAGAUUUAUAGACGUUUGCAAAAGGAGCAUGAGGGAAGCCAACAUUGAAAUAGAAAAAUGGGAGCUCAUUGCUGAACAACGUUCCAGCUGGUGAACAGCAGUGUAUGAAGGAGUAAAAAAGGCAGAAGAUAUGCGAAACGAAGCCCUUGCGACAAACAAAAAAAAAAAAAAAAAUACGGCCAAAUCUAACCAGGAGGGAGCUCAUUGCUGAACAACGUUCCAGCUGGUGAACAGCAGGGUAUGAAGGAGUAAAAAAGGCAGAAGAUAUGCGAAACGAAGCCCUUGCGACAAACAAAAAAAAAAAAAAAAAAUACGGCCAAAUCUAACCAGGAGUCAAUAUUCUCCUGCGAGAAAUACAGUUGAGAUUGUCAUUCCAGGAUGGGCCUAGUGAGCCACGCGUCAAAGUGUAGUCCUACAUGGCUCCUCCAUCGACUUGCAAAGAUGGAAAGAUGCCAUAUAAAAUUGAGAAGUUAGUUCAAGUAUAUUUGUUAGUUAAAAGAAGUAAAUUUAGUAGUUAGUGCAAGUAUAUUAAAUUGUUAGUUAAUACAAGUAUAUGUUGUUUAAUACAAGUAUGUGGACAUUGGUUACAGGUGGCUACUCAAGCAUGCAAAAAAGAGGAAGUGUCCAAAGUACCCACUCCAGUCCCUCACCAGCCCCGCUGUCAGAUGUCAGUGAUCCUGCCAUGCUCAAGUCAAAGCCACCUUUGCCCCCAAACAGCAUCAAUCUCAGCUACAGUGGGGACAGCCGCACCAACAGCAGCCAUGAUAAGAACAGCGAUGUACAGCUGAUGGAGGCCAGAAAGAGAAUCUCUAACAUGAUGGGCAGAACAUGACCAGAGGGACAGAACAUGACCAUGGGGACACAACUUGACCAGAGGGACAGAACAUGACCAGUGGGACAGAACAUGACCAGAUGGACAGAACAUGAACAGACUUUUAACAACAGUUUUAUUUCAUAAUACAAACUUGUGUGUCGUGUUCAACAAAGGAAAUUGUGUGUUCAGCGACCAGGGAAGCAUGUGUUGAGGUCACUAGUGAGAGCAUAUGGAUAUGCACUCGUCAUGGACACACCAAGCUACAAUGCUAAACAAUAUCCUUUCUGUCUGCCCAGCACUCCAAAGAACAUAUUAUGUAUAAGACAUAAAUUAUGUAUUUUACCAUGACAUAUGGUCACUAUGUGGUUGACAGUUAGUAAAGGCACUGGCCGAUCUACCCACCCUUGAAGGUUUAAAUUACAUUCAUGAUUCUAUAUAAAUGUGUUGGUGCAAGGAUUCUUCAUUUUAUUUUGUCAUUCCCUCCCUUGGACAAAUAACCUAUUUCCGCCCAAACACACAGAAUGUACCAACCCUCUUCCAAAAUAGUUCCUUAUGACUGCUGCCAGCUUACCAAACCAUUUACUCUGUAUUCAAUGUUUGGAAGCCAGACUAUGAUGUAUUAAUUUUCUGUAAGACUUUUGAUAAAGAUUUGUCAUGUGGUUAUCCCAUGCUGAUGUGAACUGAAUGCUAACAUUACAGAGGCUAACUUUGUAAACUUUAAUGUAAUCUUUCAAGGAAUGAAUAUGUAAAUGAUUUCUGCACGUUGACAUAAAACAUAAUUGCAACUGUAAAUGUAUUAAUUUAAUGUAUUAAAAAAAUAGUUUUAGAAUA
Lymnaea stagnalis (great pond snail) is the source of this 14999-nucleotide messenger RNA. The record is from the annotation of a GenBank genome assembly. NCBI's taxonomy places the organism in Eukaryota, Metazoa, Mollusca, Gastropoda, Lymnaeidae.